CGCCGCCCGAGCCUCCUCCUCUCGCGAGAGGCGCGAGGCGCGGAGCCGGCGGCUGCGGACGAGCCGGGAGCUAGCCCCGGGAGGCAGUUUUUAGGUCUGCAGCACUGCAGGAAUGGCAGAUUUUGGGAUCUCAGCUGGCCAGUUUGUGGCAGUGGUCUGGGACAAGUCAUCCCCGGUGGAGGCUCUGAAAGAUCUGGUGAAUAAGCUUCAAGCGUUAACUGGCGAUGAGGGCCAAGUGUCCGUGGAAAGUAUCAACCAGCUGUUGCAGUCUGCCCACAAAGAGUCGAGUUUUGACAUUAUUUUGUCGGGCGUAAUUCCUGGAAGCACUACUCUGCACGGUCCUGAAAUUUUGGCUGAGAUUGCCCGGAUCCUUCGGCCUGGUGGAUCUCUUUUUCUGAAAGAGCCAAUAGAGACAGCUAUGGUUAACAAUAGCAAAGUGAAGACGGCGUCUAAGCUGUGUUCAGCCCUGACUCUUGCUGGUCUUGUGGAAGUAAAAGAGCUGCAGCGGGAGUGCUUAAGUCCUGGGGAGAUGCAGUCUGUCCAAGAACACCUGGGUUACCAGAGUGACAGCUUGCUCUCCGUGCAGAUCACAGGCAAAAAACCCAACUUUGAAGUGGGUUCUUCUAGUCAACUUACGCUUUCUACUGCCAAGAAGUCUUCUCCUUCGGUGAAGCCUGCUGUGGACCCUGCAGCUGCCAAGCUCUGGACCCUCUCAGCCAAUGACAUGGAGGAUGACAGCGUGGAUCUCAUUGACUCAGAUGAGCUGCUGGAUCCAGAAGAUUUGAAGAAGCCAGAUCCAGCUUCACUGCGGGCUGCUUCGUGUGGAGAAGGGAAAAAGAGGAAGGCCUGCAGGAACUGCACUUGUGGCCUUGCAGAAGAGCUGGAAAAGGAGAAGUCGAGGGAACAGAUGAGCUCCCAACCCAAGUCGGCUUGUGGAAACUGCUACUUGGGCGAUGCUUUCCGCUGUGCCAGCUGCCCCUACCUUGGGAUGCCAGCCUUCAAACCUGGGGAGAAGGUGCUCCUGAGCAAUAGCAAUCUCAAUGAUGCCUAAGAGGGACCCAGCAUGGGACACAUCUGCUCCUCCAGCCAACUCCUGUCCCUCUGAUCCCACCAUUGUGGUUCCUCCCAUCUCCCCUGGAUUUGCUCACUCUGUUUGACAUCCAUUUGCGGGGAGGGUGUUAGUAGACAGUGAAGCUGACUAUGGGGGGCAGUGGUGUGUGGUGCUGCUGUGUAUCAAAGACCAAGGUUACCCUGAGCGGGGGACCUGUUUCUUCAACUGGUAUUAGGAAAGGGAGUGCGUCCUGAAGAGGCCCCUCUCCCGAUGUCAGAAUGCUGACCGUGGCACUCUCUAAGCCCGGAUGUCCUCGAGUAUGAACGCUCUCACAGACAGCCCUGCCCUUGGUCUGAGCUCAGCAGUAGAGCACUGCUUGUCUUCCUGAGGGGUGGCUUCCUCAACACGCAGUUCUUGGUGACGAGAGUCAGGCGUCUCAUGACUCCUCAGGUCUCCAAAGGAAUUGCUCCUUGGUCGCUGUGAUCACAUCCGGUGUCCCUCUGCCCCUCCACUCCCACCCCCACCCCAUUUUACUGUGUUGUAUCUGUGUCCUGUUGUCAUUUCUGUUAAUCUGCAGUUAUUAAACUCGUGUACCUCUGCAUAUCAGCUGUGAAGGGUGUGUGUGUGUGUGUGUGUGUGUGUGUGUGUGGUGUCUUUCCUGGAGAGACUUAGUGUCACACACAGAUGGGGCCAGUCCUGCACUAGGGAUCAGGGCCUCUGUCCACCUACUUGAGAAGAGUCCAGGUUGAUGAGAAUCU
Molecule: messenger RNA, 1809 nt
Organism: Diceros bicornis minor
Lineage: Eukaryota; Metazoa; Chordata; Mammalia; Perissodactyla; Rhinocerotidae
Gene: CIAPIN1
Product: cytokine induced apoptosis inhibitor 1
Exons: 9
Coding region: 113-1051 (312 amino acids)
Biological process (GO): iron-sulfur cluster assembly
Cellular component (GO): cytoplasm
Molecular function (GO): iron-sulfur cluster binding
Source: RefSeq, a predicted model, not a curated record